GAGGAAGUGAAAGUAAAAGUAAAAGUAAAAGAAAGACAUAAGCUUUUCAAGUAAAGGAGCUUCUCGUGUUCAACGUUCCAUUCUAUCUUCAACCCAAAAGCUUCGUCUUCAUCCUUCACAGGGAAGAUGGCCAACAUUUUGAAGUCCUAUGAUUCGUCGACUGGAGGAUUCUGUUUUGAGAACAGCCGCAGGAAUGCAGUAUUGGAGUCCAGUCUGUCAGAGUUUGGCUGCAAAGCUCCCAGUGCCAGAAAGACUGGGACCACCAUUGCUGGGAUUGUUUACAAGGAUGGCGUGGUCCUUGGAGCAGACACCAGGGCUACAGAUGACAUGGUGGUUGCCGACAAGAACUGCAUGAAGAUACACUACAUCGCUCCUAAGAUCUACUGCUGUGGUGCUGGCGUGGCUGCAGACGCAGAGAUCACCACACAGGUCAUGGCAUCCAACGUAGAGCUGCACGUUCUCAACACUGGCCGGCCCCCGCUCGUCGCCAUGGUAACUCGACAGCUGAAACAGAUGCUGUUCAGGUACCAGGGUCACGUCGGUUCUUCUCUGAUCGUCGGAGGAGUCGAUGUGAAUGGUGCUCACCUGUACAGUGUUUACCCACACGGCUCCUAUGACAAACUGCCCUUUGUCACCAUGGGCUCUGGAGCUGCAGCUGCUGUGUCUGUGUUUGAGGAUAGAUUCAAACCAAACAUGGAGCUGGAAAAGGCGAAGCAGCUGGUACGAGACGCCAUCACUGCAGGGAUUUUGUGUGACCUGGGCUCAGGCAGCAAUGUGGACUUGUGUGUUAUCACCGAGGCUGGAGUGGAGUACCUGCGAGGCUACGACACGCCCGCGAUGAAAGGCAAAAGAGAGGGACAGUACAGGUAUGAGCCCGGCACCACGGCUGUCCUGACUAAAACUGUGACCCCCUUCCAUCUGGAUGUGGUCGACGAAUCAGUUCAGAUCAUGAACACGGAAUGAAAUACAAGCUUCUCUUCAAUAUGUAGUAAUCCAUCAUCCAGUUGUGUACCUCUAAAGAAUCACUGAUGUAAAGAAAAGGUUAUGCAAUAAAGUUGAUGUUGAUUCAA
Molecule: messenger RNA, 1070 nt
Organism: Pungitius pungitius (ninespine stickleback)
Lineage: Eukaryota; Metazoa; Chordata; Actinopteri; Perciformes; Gasterosteidae
Gene: psmb10
Product: proteasome 20S subunit beta 10
Exons: 8
Coding region: 127-963 (278 amino acids)
Cellular component (GO): proteasome core complex
Source: RefSeq, a predicted model, not a curated record